UCCCGAUUGGCCCGCUGAUACCACGUGACCGACGUACGCACGCGCGCUUGCAUAAUACCACCGUUUGGCGCGCUCACGCUGAUAAACCGUAUUAUUCAGGUUUUGUCGUUUGGUUUGACGUUGUUCACGAAAUUUUUACAGUAAAUAAUGGCAGGCGGUAAGGCUGGCAAAGACAGCGGCAAAGCUAAAGCCAAGGCGGUAUCUCGGUCAGCUCGGGCCGGAUUGCAGUUUCCAGUGGGCAGAAUUCACAGGCAUCUGAAAAAUCGCACCACCAGCCACGGUAGAGUAGGUGCCACGGCAGCCGUUUAUUCAGCAGCUAUUUUGGAGUAUUUAACCGCCGAAGUAUUGGAAUUGGCAGGCAAUGCCAGUAAAGACUUGAAAGUGAAGAGAAUUACGCCGCGUCACUUGCAAUUAGCCAUUCGAGGAGAUGAAGAAUUGGACAGUCUGAUCAAGGCGACCAUCGCAGGAGGUGGUGUCAUUCCCCACAUCCACAAGUCUCUGAUCGGCAAAAAAGGAGCUGGCCAUUCCCAGCCAGCAUAAUUCGGUUUAAUUUAAAUUUAAUAAUAGUUUUAACCCAACUAAAGUUAAGAAAAUGUUUUGUAUGUGUCGGUAAUGUGUUUUAAGAUUGUUGAGCACAUGAACAUCUAUCAUAUACAUAUAUGUAUGGUAAAUCUUGACAUUUAAAUGAAAAUUAUUACACUGUUAAAUACAUGAUAACGUUUGUUUCUGUAUAAUUGACUAUAAUGGAGUAACUCUAUUUUUAUUAGUUCUUGUUGGAAACAGAUUGUGUCGCUUAGGAAUUAUUUGUUUCAUGUGCCUUGUACAACGUUUUGUUUUAAAUUUGUACAACUUAGAUGUAGAGACUUGUAGGUAUUUGUUCAACAUUUCAUUUAAAAAAACUUGUGUUCAUUUCUUUCAUUAAUAAAUAAAUACUUUUCUAAAUA
Sitophilus oryzae (rice weevil) is the source of this 944-nucleotide messenger RNA. RefSeq names its product histone H2A.V (gene His2Av). Bases 148 to 540 code for a protein of 130 amino acids. Lineage: Eukaryota; Metazoa; Arthropoda; Insecta; Coleoptera; Curculionidae. The transcript is spliced from 4 exons. The record is from RefSeq and is a predicted model, not a curated record. Gene Ontology annotation, molecular function: structural constituent of chromatin; DNA binding; protein heterodimerization activity. Gene Ontology annotation, cellular component: nucleosome.